AUGACUUGCCACGCCGACUGCCAGCCUCCCCCGCUCCGCGGGAGCGGGGCGUCUCCGUCUCCGCGCUCGUCUUCAGAGGCCUCGACAGCCGCUGCUCCGCUCUCCUCGCUCUCGUCGAGCAGCAUCGAGUGCCCGCAGAACGGCGGAACUGCGCUGGGUGCAUGCGCCCCGGUCUCCGUCCAGGCCUUCCUCGCGUACGAAGUCUCUCGCGAGUCGCACAUGAUGGCUCGGCGCGAGGCGAGUGAAGCCGCGAAGGCGCCGGCCCCAGGCAGUGGUCUGCUGGACGGGUUCGAAGAAGAGAAAGGCGAAGCGGCGAGGGCGAGCGCGGAACUCGCAGUAAUCCUCCCCAAGGCGAAGGAAAUCGCCGCCCGUCUCGCCGCUGUCCCCCUCGGCGUCGAGUCCGGCCGAGUUGACGCGCUCGAUGCAGAGGCCGUCGAAGUCGGAUCCACCAACCGCAUGGUUCGCGUGUGGAACAGAAAAGACCCGAAAAAAUCUUGCGCCGUCAAAUUCUUCGGGAAGCAUACGGGGAAGUACAUCAACCGAAAUAAGGAACUGCGGCUCCUGAGCCUGCUGGGAGCUAACGACGUGGGCAAGGAGAUUUUUGCAACCUUCGAGGAAGGAGGUGGUGGGUUGAUUGAAAGCUGGCUUACGGGGGCAAGUUUGGAGCCGACGGACCUGCUCCGAGAGUCUGCGAAGAUUGCGAGCGAGAUGGCGCGGAUGCAUGCAAUUGACGCAAAGCCCGAGUGUCUCUUGGCUUCCACUCCAACUUCUCCAACCUCGAGGCUUUCCGAGCCGACGCGAAGCGAGGCGGACGACGGCGCACCGACCCAGGAGAGCAACUCCGAUCUCUGGAAAUAUCUGUGGAAAUUCCUCAACCUGUGCAAAGAAGAGCAAGAGAGUGCGAAGCGUGGCGAGACAGCCGCGGGAUCCUCUCCCGACGCGCGUCCAGAGAACGCAGACUGCCCAAGGCGAACUGUUUUUGCUCGUCGAAUUCUUCUGUUCGACUUGGAGAUGAUCGAGGAGCGCCUUCGGCAGCUGCAGGCGCUCGCGAAGGAGGUCCAGUCUCCCAUCGUCUUGUGCCACGGUGAUCUCCUUUCAGGAAACAUCAUCAAAACCGACGAGGGAGACGUGCGUUUCAUCGACUUUGACUACUCCGGAUUCAUGGAGCGUGGCUUCGACAUUGCGAACCACUUCGCCGAAUAUUCAGUGACAUGCAGUACCGAGGAAGCGUCUCCGUUUCUCUCUGCAGGCGUCGAGUGCGACUUCAGCAGGUGCCCUACGGAGGCGGAGCGCGACGCCUUCCUGCGAACUUACGUGCGUGCCUUGCGGCUGCGAGAGCGACGAGCACAGGCGGAUUCUCCAGCUGCAGAGAACGGCCAAGACGUGGAGGCAGAAGUCGCGAUGCUCCGCCGCGAAAUCAAAGUUUUCUUCCCCCUCAGCAACAUUCUGUGGGGUUUGUGGGCUCUCAUCCAGGCUGUCCACGUGAAGCCGAGGGAGAUGAAUUACUGGAGAUUCGCCCUGGACCGCCUCACUGCGGCAAUUGCGCCGCCGGUGCCGCACUUGUCGUUCUGA
Messenger RNA from Neospora caninum, 1572 nucleotides. Its product is annotated as gmck2p, related. Lineage: Eukaryota; Apicomplexa; Conoidasida; Eucoccidiorida; Sarcocystidae. The coding region runs from base 1 to 1572 and encodes 523 amino acids. The record is from RefSeq and is a predicted model, not a curated record. The transcript is spliced from 9 exons. Gene Ontology annotation, cellular component: cytoplasm. Gene Ontology annotation, biological process: phosphatidylcholine biosynthetic process; phosphatidylethanolamine biosynthetic process. Gene Ontology annotation, molecular function: ethanolamine kinase activity; choline kinase activity.